Messenger RNA from Miscanthus lutarioriparius, 2145 nucleotides. Lineage: Eukaryota; Viridiplantae; Streptophyta; Magnoliopsida; Poales; Poaceae. The record is from the annotation of a GenBank genome assembly.
AUGCGUGGCGCGGUGCUGGUGGCCAUCGCCGCGGCGAUCGGCAACAUGCUGCAGGGAUGGGACAACGCCACCAUCGCGGGCGCCGUCCUCUACAUCAAGCGCGACUUCCACCUCGAGUCCCAGCCCGCCGUGGAGGGCCUCCUCGUCGCCACCUCCCUCAUCGGCGCCACCCUCAUCACCACCUUCUCCGGGCCCGUCUCCGAUUCCGUCGGUCGCCGCCCCAUGCUCAUCGCCUCCUCGCUGCUCUACUUCCUCGCGGGCCUCCUCAUGCUCUGGUCCCCCAGCGUGCACGUCCUCCUCCUCGCGCGCCUCGUCGACGGCUUCGCCAUCGGACUCGCCGUCACGCUCGUCCCCGUCUACAUCUCCGAGACGGCGCCGCCCGAGAUCCGCGGUCUCCUCAACACGCUCCCGCAGUUCACGGGAUCCGGCGGCAUGUUCCUCGCCUACUGCAUGGUCUUCUCCAUGACGCUGGCGCCGCAACCGGACUGGCGCCUCAUGCUCGGCGUCCUCUCACUCCUCUCCCUCCUCUACCUGCUCCUCACCGUCUGCUACCUCCCGGAGUCCCCACGCUGGCUCGUCAGCAAGGGCAGGAUGAAGGAGGCCAGGACCGUGCUCCAGAUGCUCAGGGGACGGGACGACGUCGCGGGGGAGAUGGCGCUCCUAGUCGAAGGCCUGGGAACCGCUGGAGACACGGCCAUCGAGGAGUACAUCGUCGGGCCCCCGGGCCCCGCCGACGAGAACGCCAACGCGACAGUCCUGUACGGGCCCGAGCGCGGCAUGUCGUGGGUGGCGCAGCCGCUGCCGCUCGGCGCGCAGGGCAGCAUGCUGGGAAGCGCCAUCGGCCUGGGCUCGCGCCAGGGCAGCAUGCUGGACCACCUCAAGGACCCCGUCGUCGCGCUCCUCGGCAGCGUGCACGACCUCAAGCCCCCCGUCGCGGCCGACGCCACGAGCACCCGCGGCAGCAUGCUCUUCUCCAACCUCGGCAGCAUGCUCAGUUUCCACGACAACAAGCAGGCGCCCCUGGACUGGGACGAGGAGAUCGCCGGCGGCCACGGCGACGGCUGCCAGUCGGACGACGAUGCCAGCGGCACGGGGGAUCUCCGCGCGCCGCUGCUGGACGCCCGAGGGCUGAGCAGCAUGACGGGAGGAGGCGACACGGCCACCACCAUGGGCAUCGGCGGCGGCUGGCAGCUGGCGUGGAAGUGCACGGACGGGCCGGAGGGCGGCGUGAAGAGGAUGUACCUGCACGAGGAGGCGGGCGGCGGCGGCGAGGACGGCGUGCACGCGGCGGCGCUGGUGAGCCAGUCGGCGCUGUACCAGCACGCCGCCAAGCAGCAGGGGGACGGGGAUGUGCACGGACCGGCGUUCGUGCACCCAGCGGCGGUGUCAGAGGAGGCCGCCAGUGGCGGCGGCGCGGCGCGGUGGCGCGAGCUCCUGGAGCCGGGGGUGCGUCACGCGCUGGUGUGCGGCGUCACGAUGCAGGUGCUGCAGCAGUUCUCGGGCAUCAACGGCGUGCUCUACUACACGCCGCAGAUCCUGGACCAGGCCGGCGUCAGCGUGCUGCUGGCGAGCCUGGGGCUGAGCGCCGACUCCACGUCCAUCCUCAUCAGCGGGCUGACCACGCUGCUGAUGCUGCCCACCAUCGGCGUGGCGAUGCGGCUGAUGGACGCGUCGGGGCGGCGGAGCCUGCUGCUGUGGACGAUCCCGGUGCUGAUCGCAUCGCUGGCGGCGCUGGUGGCGGCGAGCGUGGUGCCGAUGGCGGCGACGGCGCACGCGGCGGUGGCCACGGGGAGCGUCAUGGUGUACCUGUGCUGCUUCGUCAUGGGGUUCGGGCCCAUCCCCAACAUCCUGUGCGCCGAGAUCUUCCCGACGCGGGUGCGGGGGCUCUGCAUCGCCAUCUGCUCGCUAGCCUUCUGGCUCGGUGACAUCGCCGUCACCUACAGCCUGCCGGUGAUGCUCAGAUGGGUGGGGCUCACUGGGGUGUUCGGCUUCUACGCCGUCGUCUGCUGUCUGGCGCUGGCCUUCGUGGCGCUGCGCGUGCCGGAGACCAAGGGCCUGCCCCUCGAGGUCAUCAUCGAGUUCUUCAACGUCGGAGCCAGAGGGCUGCCAGCCAUGGCGGCCGAUGCAGAGCAGGAUCACCAUUGA